ACUGCUUCUCUUUCACGCCCUUCUUAGCUCCAGGCCACAGACAGCAUCCACGUAGGCAGCCGUGGACCCGGCUAGGGCUCCCGAGGAAAGACGUUUCUCCCAGUCAUCCCAGUGCCCUCGAGAUCCGAGACAGCCCGGAGGAAGAUGCAGCCGGCCGACGGAACGCGGCAGCCACCCAAGCGCUGAGGCCCCGCCUGUCCCACCUGUCCCGCCGCCCAGACUCCCUCCGCCAUGGCCUGUAACGGCACGUCCUUGGAGACCCACGGGUACUCGCUGCUGAACGCGAGCCUCGGGGUGGACCCCGGGGCGCCCACGCCGCCCGCCCCGCUCAGGAUGUCCCUGGCCGUCAUCAUGGCUCUGAUGGUCGUGGUGGGCUUCCUGGGCAACGCGGUGGUCUGCGUCAUCGUGUACCAGCGGCCGGCCAUGCGCUCCGCCAUCAACCUGCUGCUGGCCACGCUGGCCUUCUCCGACAUCAUGCUGUCCGUGUGCUGCAUGCCCUUUACCGCCGUCACCCUCAUCACCGUCCGCUGGCGCUUCGGGGAUCACUUCUGCCGGCUCUCGGCCGCUCUCUACUGGUUCUUCGUCCUGGAGGGCGUGGCCGUCCUGCUGAUCAUCAGCGUGGACCGCUUCCUCAUCAUCGUCCAGCGCCAGGACCGGCUGAACCCGCGCCGGGCCAAGGUGAUCAUCGCCGCGUCCUGGGCGCUGUCAUUCUGCGUGGCGGCGCCGUCGCUGGCCGGCCGGGCGCUGGUGGAGGUGCCGGCGCGCGCCCCGCAGUGCGUGCUGGGCUACACCGAGCUGCCGGCCGGCCGCGCCUACGUGCUGACGCUGCUGGCCGCCGCCUUCUUCGCGCCCUUCGGCGUCAUGCUGGGCUCCUACCUGUGCAUCCUGCACACGGUGCGCAAGAGCGCCGUGCGCGUGCACAACCAGUCCGACAGCCUGGACCUGCGGCGCCUGCCCCGCGCCGCCCUGCGGCGCCUGCAGCGCCAGCAGCAGGUCAGCCUGGACCUGAGCUUCAAAACCAAGGCCUUCACCACCAUCCUCACCCUCUUCGUGGGCUUCUCGCUGUGCUGGCUGCCGCACUCGGUCUACAGCCUGCUGUCCGUGUUCAGCCGCGGCUUCUACUGCGGCCCCUCGUUCUACGCCACCAGCUCCUGCGUCCUGUGGCUCAGCUACCUCAAGUCCGUCUUCAACCCCAUCGUCUACUGCUGGAGGAUCAAAAAGUUCCGCGAGGCCUGCCUGGAGCUGCUGCCACAGACCUUCCAGAUCCUCCCCAAAGUGCCUGAGCGGAUCCGGAGGAAAAUCCAGCCGAGCACGGUGUACGUGUGCGCCGAAAACCAGUCUGCGGUGUAGGGCGCGGGCGGGAGGGGCGGGGAGG
Molecule: messenger RNA, 1375 nt
Organism: Camelus dromedarius (Arabian camel)
Lineage: Eukaryota; Metazoa; Chordata; Mammalia; Artiodactyla; Camelidae
Gene: GPR45
Product: G protein-coupled receptor 45
Exons: 1
Coding region: 232-1350 (372 amino acids)
Biological process (GO): G protein-coupled receptor signaling pathway
Cellular component (GO): membrane
Molecular function (GO): G protein-coupled receptor activity
Source: RefSeq, a predicted model, not a curated record